AUGGAAAUGGAGUCUUCCAGUGAAGUUUUUAUCUCCUUUGCUUGUGAAGUUUUUGGCUCGCAAAGCUUUGGUGGAAGCCCCAAUCUGCACUAUUCUAAGAUGGACACUGAUUCUGACCCUGCAAUUGACCUUAAUUCUGAAAUUGAUCUAGAAGCCAUUACUGGCCAACUUCCUGUUGUCCAAGAGAUUGCCCCAGAUGGAAAUGGUGGACAAAGUCCAAUGGAAGCAAAUGCAGUGACUAACCCAGACCAUGCUGGUGGUAGUGGUGGACAAAAUAAUCCAGUGGAAGCAAAUACUAGAAAGAGAAAGGAAGUCCACCAAAGAUCAAUUGUUUGGGACCAUUUCAAUGCUAUUAAAGAUGCUGAUGGGGUAAUCAUACAAGCUAAGUGUUCUUACUGUGCUCGUAUUUAUAACUGUCAUGCCAAAAAAAAUGGUACAUCUACUUUGAGAGGUCACAUGCUUAGAUGCAGUAAGCACCCGCAUAGUUUAGAAACCAGACAAGCUUUAUUAUCCUUUCAGCCUGCUGUAAAUGUGGGUGUAGUCCCUAAUAGUGGUCCUCAAAUGUGCAAUGUUGCUAAUUGGAAAUUUGAUCAGGAAGCCAUUAGAAAGGCUGUGUCAUACAUGAUUGUGGUUGAUGAAUUGCCUCUGAAAUUUGUUGAGAAACAGGGUUUUAAAAAGUUGAUGAGUAUUGCAUGUCCUAGGUUUAAAAUUCCAUCUAGAUGGACUGUAAAUAGAGACUGCUAUGCCAUGUUUGUGGAAGAGAAGCUGAAACUGAAACAUUUUAUGAAAUUUAAUACUCAGAGAGUAAGUCUAACUAGUGAUGCAUGGACUUCUAAUCAAAGAAUUAAUUACAUGUGUGUCACUGCCCAUUUCAUAGACACUGAGUGGAAGCUUCAUAAAAAGAUAAUUUCUUUUGUACCUUGUUCUAGGCAUAAGGGUGAAUACUUGUCUAAGGCUUUAGAAACCUGUUUGCAAGAGUGGGGGCUCAAGAAUAUCUUUACUGUGACCCUUGAUAAUGCUGAAAAUAAUACUGCUGCCAUGAGUUUUUUCAUGAAAAAAAUGCUGACUUGGGGUUGUAGUCCUGCUAGAUGUAAAGUUGCUCACAUGAGAUGCAUAGCUCAUAUUCUUAAUCUGGUUGUGUCUGAUGGUCUAAAAGAAAGUGGAGCUUCUGUUCAAAAAGUUAGGGGGGUUGUUAGAUAUAUUAAAAACUCACCUCUUAGACUAAGUAAGUUUAAGGAAUGUAAAAAGACAUGUGAGUUAGAAUGUAAGCGUUCAUUAUGUCUAGAUGUCCCAACUAGAUGGAAUUCAACUUAUCUCAUAUUGAGUACUGCCUGUUUGUAUCAAAAAGUCUUUGAGGAGUAUGAAGAAACAGAGUCAAGCUUUAAAAAAGAUUUGGGUGAUAGUGUUCCUGGUUUCUUGGAUUGGGAACAUGUUAAGGAGUUAUGUGGCAUGUUAGAAUGUUUUUACAAAAUGACAUUGAGAAUUUCUGGUUCUCUUUAUGUGACUUCUAACAACCAUUUCAAUGAAAUUUCUGAUUUGUGUACAAUCUUGCAAGACUGGACAAGGUCUGAUGAUGUGUCAUUGAGGUCUAUGGGGUCUAAAAUGAAACAAAAAUUUGAUAAAUACUGGGGUGAUCCUAUUGUAAUGAACAAGUUGAUAUUCUUUGCUAACAUUUUAGAUCCUAGGGAUAGAAUUCUUUAUUUGGAGUACACAUUGACUCAUAUGUAUGGUGUUCAAGAGGGUAAAUUUCUGUUUUCUGGUCUGAUGGAUGAUUUGCUUGCAUUAUUCAAUGACUAUGAAUUACAACAUAAGAAAGAAAAGGCCAUUGGUGGUGGCCAGACUAGUGUGUCAUCUGAGCAUGUUGGUGGCUUAUCUCAAGCCAAUUCUGUGUUGAAAGAGAGGUAUCUACAAGAAAUGAAGGAGACUGGUGGUGUUGGUGGGACCAAGAAAUCUGAAUUGGAUUUGUACCUUGGAGAGGCAGUAGUUGCAAAUGAGGAGAAUUUUGACAUUCUCAGAUGGUGGAAGCUGAACUCAGAGAGGUUGCCUGUCCUCUCUAAAAUGGCUAGAGACAUUCUUGCAGUCCCAGUCUCCACAGUUGCUUCUGAGUCAGCAUUUAGCACUGGUGGAAGAGUGCUAGAUGACUUCAGGAGUAGCCUGACUCCAACACUUGUGGAAGCUCUAAUCUGCACUCAGGAUUGGCUUAAAGACCCAACUAAACCUGUUUCUGUUGAGGAGUCUUUGGAUGAAUUGGAGCAGUUUGAAGAAGGCUUUCAAGAACCAACCAAUGCUAACACUAAUGCUGUUGUUUGUCUAUAUGUCCUUUUCUCAAUUUACUUGAUUUGCCUUCUGAUAAGAUUGACUUGUGAAGGAAAUUUUGAAGCUGUACAGGCUUGUUUUGACCUAAAGCUGACAGAUUUAGGGUAUAUUUUUGACACUCACCAAAUUCACCUCCAUAAUCUCAUCAUUACAAUUAACCUCCAAGAAACAUGCAAUGCCAUACAUUCUCCAUCCCCUCCUCUAUUCCAUGAUAAAUUUCUUAAUGUUAAGACAUUGUGCAUAAAAUGCAAUUUUAUCUGUGAUCUAUUGGCUCCAACAUGUCAACUUGUCAGCUGCACAAAUAUAGCAUUUGACAGUUUGGAAAGUGAUAUGAGAGCAUGCAAAUUAAAUGACCAAGAACUUGAGAGAAAUAAAGAACUACCCUAUACAUGGACAGAUAGACCUUAUCAUAAGCCUUGGUAUACAGCCAUUCGAGCCCGUAUAUUUUGGACCGGGUUUGAAUAG
Messenger RNA from Mercurialis annua (annual mercury), 2781 nucleotides. RefSeq names its product zinc finger BED domain-containing protein RICESLEEPER 2-like. Gene Ontology annotation, molecular function: protein dimerization activity; DNA binding. The transcript is spliced from 10 exons. Bases 1 to 2781 code for a protein of 926 amino acids. The record is from RefSeq and is a predicted model, not a curated record. NCBI's taxonomy places the organism in Eukaryota, Viridiplantae, Streptophyta, Magnoliopsida, Malpighiales, Euphorbiaceae.